AUGAAUAUUACCAACCAAGCAAAAUGCGUGAUAAAAAAGAGGUUUGUACGGCUAGCACAUAAAAGCACACUCAAUCCAACUAUUAAGCACCAUCUUGCAAAAUCAGAACCUGGAGAGCUUAUUGAAGCCCGCGGGUUUGUCAAGAGUGUGAGAAAGUCCAAGAAUAUUGGGUUUCUUGAUCUCGCAGAUGGAACGACAUCCGAAGACCUCAAGGUAGUGUUUCAGACUAAAGAGCAACCAAAACUCCGUGUGGGUCAAACGGUUGCAGUCAAUGGUGAAUGGGCAGAAAGUAAAGGCAAGGGCCAAACAAGAGAACUUCGAUGCAACCCACAGGAGCCACAACAUUCGUAUAGGAUAAUUGGUGAUGUAGAGGAAGACUACCCUUUGCAAAAGAAAUCCACAUCAAUGCAGUUCUUGCGUACAUUACCAGCACUUAAACAUCGAACAUCCACUAUUGCGUCUUUUUAUAGAUUGAGAUCAUUUUUGGAGACGCAAAUGAUUGAUUUUUUUAACAUCAACGACUUUACCAAGGUCACUCCGCCAAUAAUAACAAGUUCUGAUUGUGAGGGUGCAGGUGAAACUUUCAAGAUUGCCGAGAGUGCAAAUUUCUUUGAAAAGACCACUUACUUGACGGUUUCGACUCAAUUGCAUAUCGAAGCGUUGGCGAUGGCUUUGAAUAGAGUGUGGACCUUGACACCAUGCUUCCGAGCCGAAAAUUCAAAUACAACGCGACAUUUAUGUGAAUUUUGGAUGCUAGAAGCCGAGAUAUCGCAUGUGGAAGAUUUAGAGCAAUUGUUAAAUUUUACCGAGGAUAUGAUUAAGUAUUCGACACGGAAACUUAUUGACCUGAAAAAGGAGUAUUUGAGAGGUGUUUAUUUGGAAGAAGAGUUGGUGCAAUCGAGAUGGGCAGCAAUUACGAAACAAGAGAAAUGGCCUAGAAUGACCUACACUGAUGCCAUCGAGUAUUUGAACAAACUGCGAAAAGAUAGUGAAGAGAAGCUCGAAUUCGGGGACUCGCUUCUGUUGGAGCAUGAGAAAUAUCUUGCCAAAGAUGGACCCAUAUUUAUCACAGACUAUCCUGCCGAGAUGAAACCAUUCUAUAUGUUGAAAUCGGCAAAGUUUGAUCCGGAAAAACCCACAGUUGCAUGCUAUGACUUACUUUUCCCCGACUUUGGUGAGCUUGCUGGGGGUUCGCUUAGAGAGCACAAUUAUGAGGAGUUGGUGGAGAGCAUGGGAAAACAUGGCAUGGAUGUGGAAGAGAUGGAUUGGUACACCACAUUGAGAAAAAAUGGAACGAUUCCACAUGGAGGUUUUGGAAUGGGUUGGGAAAGAUUUGUUACAUACUUAUCUGGACAUGACAAUGUAAAAGAUGUCAUACCUUUCCCUAGAGCGCCAGGCUUGUGCAAAGCAUAG
Messenger RNA from Lodderomyces elongisporus, 1413 nucleotides. It is a transcript of the gene SLM5, whose product is annotated as asparagine--tRNA ligase. Gene Ontology annotation, cellular component: mitochondrion. The transcript has a single exon. Gene Ontology annotation, biological process: asparaginyl-tRNA aminoacylation. Gene Ontology annotation, molecular function: ATP binding; nucleic acid binding; asparagine-tRNA ligase activity. Bases 1 to 1413 code for a protein of 470 amino acids. The record is from RefSeq and is a predicted model, not a curated record. NCBI's taxonomy places the organism in Eukaryota, Fungi, Ascomycota, Pichiomycetes, Serinales, Debaryomycetaceae.